AUAGAAAAACAAUUCUUCGUGACAUUGAAUGAUAGUAACAACACAAUAAUUAAUAUUUUUUUUUCUACUCGUAUUAAUAGUGAAAAAAUAAAUAUAUGAUCACAAAUAUACUGAGAUAUGGCUAAGAGAAAAAGUAUCAACAAACGCCUAUCUAGAUACAGUCAUAGAUCCAGUGCAGGAUCUGGCUUUCUGAAUCCAAAUUCAGAAUCACUUGAGGAAGAAGAACCUUUUUGGUGGAAUAAGUUGUCGAACACUACCGCAUCACAUUCCAAAGAAUACAGUGCAUUUAACGAUACAAGCAAAUAUCUACACGCCGAUUCACAUAUUCAAUCAGUUGGUGGAAAUCAUCAAUGGUGGAAAGUACUAGAAACAUCAGAUUCUUCACAGAGUGAAGGACGCAUAGAAGCUGCUCAACAAGAGAUUCAAAAUAAAUAUAUUACAUCUGAUACGGAUGAAGAGGAAACCGAUCUACCAUUGCGAAAAAGGAAAAUUCAAAUACGUAAAAAACCUAACGAAAACAUAAGUAAUAUAUUUAAAAAAGCUUUGGAUGAUUCAAAAAGUUUAGAGUCAUCCGAAUCAAAUUUGCCACAAAAUUCUAUUACAAAGCAUACGAAUGAUACACCACCACCUAGUAAAAAAUCAUUACAAGAAUUAGAUCAUACAAAAAAACAAACAAGUGAAAUUAAGGAUACUAGUAAUAAAAGCACUGAUCAAAGUGAUAUCUCAAAUAAAAUCUUAAAACCUAAGCACAAUAUUUUUAGGAAAAAAUUAAAAAAUAAGAGUUAUAAUGCGUUUGAAAAUCUAUUCGAAGCAAAUGAUGAUUCAGAUAAUAAAUCAGAAAAAAUUGAAACGUCCUCUUCAAAUUCUUCUGCUAAAUUAAUGGACAAAAAGAACACGUCGAAAAAAGAUGUUUUGGACAAAUCAAAAAAAGAAAAAUCCAAACUGUCAUCUUCAGGAGCAACUGUGUUUAAAACAUCCAUCACAAAUCCGGAAACUUUAAAUUAUAACGAUAAUGAUUUAAUUCCUCAAAAUCGUAGUAAUUCUAGCUUUAGUCUUUUAAGUAGCAGUGAGAAGAGUAGCCAUUUACAAUUAAUACCUAAACUUACACAUGAUCAUUCAAAUAAAAGUACAUCCAAAAAUAUUUCUACAAAUCAAAAAGAAUCUUCUAUAGUAGAAAAAAUUGUAGAUACAACAAUGCAUUCUACCACUCCUACAAAAGUUCGUAAUUCUGCCACAAACAAAAUAAUUGAAAGUCGCGAAAUUGGAAAUAAAAACGAAACGUCGUUAGCAAGUGUGAGACAUAUAAAUACUCCGAAUAAAAGUAAAAUGGAGGAUAGUAUAAAUUUAAGAAUAAAUAAUUCUAAUUUAAGAAAAAAUAUCAACGCAUCGCAACGUGAAAGUAUCGAUGAAAGAAAUUUGACAGACAGAAUUAUUGACAAGAGUGCUAAGUUUGAAACAAUAUCUACCGACAUGGCAUCAAAAAAUUUUACAAAUUUAUCUAAUUCUAGAUCUACCGAAAUCAAUGAUAUUGAAAGAAAAAGAAUGUCAUCCAGUUUAUCGUCCGAUAUCGAUGAAAGAAAUUUGGCAGACAGAAUUAUUGACAAGAGUGCUAAGUUUGAAACAAUAUCUACCGACAUGGCAUCAACAAAUUUUACAAAUUUAUCUAAUUCUAGAUCUACCGAAAUCAAUGAUAUUGAAAGAAAAAGAAUGUCAUCCAGUUUAUCGCCCGAGUCAAACAUAAAAAAUAAUACGCGCGAUCGAAGUUUAACAAAAAAUAAUUCAAUGAAUAUUACUGAAAAAGGUGUUAUUUCUCCAGAAAAUCAAAUGCAUACAAUAAACAGUGAUAAUAAGUCAUGGCACACAGCCAAUGUAAUAAAAGAUAUAAGUAAAAAUGAAACAUUAAAAAAAAACAUAUCUACAUUACAGAAAACAAGUAUUCACAAUAUUUCUAACAAGAAUGAAGAAAAUCUAUUAAAAGCUAAUAAUAAAACGUUAGUAAAGGACUUAGAUAUGAAUGCAGUUAGCUUGAAACAAAUAUCUUCAAGAAUAAUGGAUGUUGUCGAUGAUCCUGACGAUAAACAAAAUGCAAACUACAUAGAUUAUCCUAAUCGUGAAAUAUCAGAUAUAAUUAAUACCGAUCGCCAGAAAAAGAUUAAUGAAUACUUUACUUCAACGACUUCCAAAUUAAUUUCUCCGAUCAAUGCAAGACAAUCUAAACAUCUUCAAAGUCUGAGUAAUACUAAGGAAAAUGAAAAAAUCAAGAAAAAGAAAGAAGUGGCUAAGAAACCGAAGAUACAUAUUAGUAAAUUUCUUGAUACACAAUUUGCCACAGAAAAAAAUCCGUCAUUAAAAAAAAAACAAAUAUUAGAAAAAAUACAAGAACUCCGAAAUAUGGAAACAAACAAAUCAAAAACAAAGAAAAUUAUUGAUAAAGCUUAUAUAGUUAACGGAAAAGUGUAUAAAAGACCGAAACUUCCACGUCCACAAACUUGGGUGACCAAUCGUCUUUAUCAAUUCCUUUGGAAAAUAAUGAAACCAAAAUACGAAUUAUUUACAAGAGUGCGUUCUGAAAAAUUUGUGCAAGAACUAUCCGAUGUUGUAUCCAUUAUUACUAAGGCAAAAAAGUACGAAGACUAUGAAACUCUAUUAAAUAAUUUAAUGGAAAACAUGGCUACUGAAGGGAUUAUUCGUACAGCCAAUGAUUUUUAUGAUUUUUGUCAUAAUUAUCUUCCUUAUGAUUUUCGCGUUAAAGUAGUACCUAUGUUAAUACCUGGUAAAGGUAGGAAUAUACCGUAUGAUCCAAAAACCCUGAAUGAACCAAUACUUAAGAUUAUGCAUAGAGUUAAAUGAAAAAAAAUGUUAAUAAUAUAAUAUCAUUAGUAUAACAUAUAUUGUAUUAUUCUA
Polistes canadensis is the source of this 2904-nucleotide messenger RNA. Its product is annotated as dentin sialophosphoprotein-like. Bases 118 to 2850 code for a protein of 910 amino acids. Lineage: Eukaryota; Metazoa; Arthropoda; Insecta; Hymenoptera; Vespidae. The record is from RefSeq and is a predicted model, not a curated record. The transcript has 4 exons.